Budorcas taxicolor (takin) is the source of this 319-nucleotide messenger RNA. RefSeq names its product hematopoietic cell signal transducer (gene HCST). The record is from RefSeq and is a predicted model, not a curated record. Gene Ontology annotation, biological process: regulation of immune response; positive regulation of phosphatidylinositol 3-kinase/protein kinase B signal transduction. The transcript is spliced from 4 exons. Lineage: Eukaryota; Metazoa; Chordata; Mammalia; Artiodactyla; Bovidae. Gene Ontology annotation, cellular component: membrane. Bases 22 to 261 code for a protein of 79 amino acids. Gene Ontology annotation, molecular function: phosphatidylinositol 3-kinase binding; signaling receptor binding.
CCUUCCAGCCCCCAGCCCACCAUGGUGCUGCCAGGCAACAUCCUGUUCCUGCUUUUGCUCCCAGUGGCUACAGCUCAGAUGACCCCAGGUUCCUGUUCCGGAUGUGGGCCCCUCUCUCUGCCACUCCUGGCAGGCCUUGUGGCUGCGGAUGCUGUUGUGUCACUGCUAAUUGUGGUGGUGGUGUUUGUGUGUGCUCGCCUACGCAGCAGGCCCACCCAAGAAGAUGACAAAAUCUACAUCAACAUGCCUGGCAGGGGUUGACUUCCCUGUAACUGCGAGUUUUGACUUCUGACCUUAUCCUGCAUGUGGGUGGUGGCAC